CGGUCUCCCUGGAGCCGCCGCCGUCGCGGCCGCAAGUCCCGGAUGUAGCGGCGGGAGCGGGGCCGGCGGUGGGAGCGGGCGGGGGGCGCCGCUGGGGCCGGGGAAUGGGCGUGUAGGGAGCAGGGAAGGAAGGAAGGAAGGGAGCGAGCGAGCGAGGGAGGGAGGAGAAGAGCCGGACGGAGAUUCCCGCCCGGCGCCCGAGGUAGCCGCCCCCAUCGGGGUCCCCCUCCGCCGCCUGCGGGCUGCGCGCCCCCUCUAUCCGCCCCAGGGCGCCACCGCCGGGAUGAGCAGCUCGCGGAACAACCGGGUGAUGGUGGAAGGAGUCGGGGCCCGGGUGGUCCGCGGCCCGGACUGGAAGUGGGGGAAGCAGGAUGGCGGCGAGGGCCAUGUGGGCACCGUGCGCAGCUUCGAGAGCCCCGAGGAGGUGGUCGUGGUGUGGGACAACGGCACCGCCGCCAACUACCGCUGCUCCGGGGCCUACGACCUCCGCAUCCUCGACAGCGCGCCCACCGGUAUCAAGCAUGAUGGGACUAUGUGUGAUACUUGUCGACAGCAGCCUAUCAUUGGCAUUCGAUGGAAGUGUGCUGAAUGCACAAAUUAUGACUUGUGCACAGUUUGCUAUCACGGGGACAAGCAUCACUUGAGGCAUCGUUUUUACAGAAUUACCACUCCGGGAAGUGAAAGGGUAUUGUUGGAGUCUCGACGUAAAUCAAAGAAAAUUACAGCAAGAGGAAUCUUUGCAGGUGCCAGGGUGGUGCGAGGAGUUGACUGGCAAUGGGAAGAUCAAGAUGGUGGCAAUGGGCGUAGAGGAAAGGUAACUGAAAUCCAAGAUUGGAGUGCGUCGAGUCCACAUAGCGCAGCAUAUGUUCUUUGGGACAAUGGUGCUAAAAACCUUUACAGAGUUGGCUUUGAAGGCAUGUCUGACCUGAAAUGUGUUCAAGAUGCAAAAGGAGGCUCUUUCUACAGAGACCAUUGUCCUGUGUUAGGUGAGCAAAAUGGUAACAGAAACCCUGGUGGGCUGCAAAUAGGUGACCUUGUAAACAUUGACCUCGACUUGGAAAUUGUGCAGUCUUUGCAGCAUGGUCAUGGAGGAUGGACUGAUGGCAUGUUUGAAACCUUAACAACAACUGGAACAGUCUGUGGCAUCGAUGAGGACCAUGACAUUGUAGUACAAUAUCCAAGUGGCAACAGGUGGACAUUUAAUCCAGCUGUUCUCACCAAGGCCAAUGUUGUCCGAAGUGGAGAUGCUGCUCAAGGUGCAGAAGGAGGUACCUCUCAAUUCCAAGUGGGUGAUCUUGUUCAAGUAUGUUACGACCUGGAGCGAAUCAAGCUUCUUCAGAGAGGUCACGGAGAGUGGGCUGAAGCAAUGCUUCCAACUUUAGGUAAAGUUGGUCGGGUUCAGCAGAUCUAUUCAGACAGUGACUUAAAGGUAGAGGUUUGUGGGACAUCUUGGACCUAUAAUCCAGCAGCUGUCUCAAAGGUGGCAUCGGCAGGAUCUGCUAUAAGUAAUGCAUCUGGUGAGAGAUUGUCCCAGCUAUUGAAAAAACUAUUUGAAACACAAGAAUCUGGAGAUCUCAAUGAAGAAUUGGUUAAAGCUGCUGCCAAUGGAGACGUUGCUAAAGUGGAAGACUUGCUAAAGAGGCCAGAUGUAGAUGUGAAUGGGCAAUGUGCUGGACACACAGCUAUGCAAGCUGCAAGCCAGAAUGGCCAUGUCGACAUUUUGAAGUUGCUUCUGAAACAGAAUGUGGAUGUAGAAGCAGAGGACAAGGAUGGAGACAGGGCUGUCCAUCACGCAGCCUUCGGUGAUGAGGGUGCUGUGAUUGAGGUUUUGCACCGAGGCAGUGCAGAUUUGAACGCUCGCAACAAGCGCAGGCAGACUCCACUCCACAUUGCUGUCAACAAAGGUCAUCUGCAAGUUGUCAAAACUUUACUGGACUUCGGCUGCCACCCCAGUCUCCAGGAUUCUGAAGGAGACACUCCACUUCACGAUGCAAUAAGUAAAAAGCGUGAUGAUAUACUUGCUGUACUUUUAGAAGCUGGAGCAGAUGUUACUAUCACCAACAACAAUGGGUUUAAUGCUCUUCACCAUGCUGCACUAAGAGGAAACCCGAGUGCAAUGCGUGUGUUGUUGUCCAAGUUACCACGACCGUGGAUUGUUGAUGAGAAAAAAGAUGAUGGUUACACUGCCUUACAUCUGGCAGCUCUCAAUAAUCAUGUGGAAGUGGCUGAACUUCUGGUGCAUCAGGGCAAUGCUAACCUGGAUAUCCAGAAUGUUAACCAGCAAACUGCUCUUCAUCUUGCUGUUGAACGACAGCAUACACAAAUUGUUAGGCUCUUAGUCCGUGCAGGUGCUAAAUUGGAUAUUCAGGAUAAAGAUGGGGAUACUCCCCUGCAUGAAGCCCUGAGACACCACACCCUGUCACAGCUCCGCCAGCUCCAAGACAUGCAAGAUGUGGGCAAGGUAGAUACUGCUUGGGAGCCAUCAAAGAACACAUUAAUAAUGGGACUUGGCACUCAAGGAGCAGAGAAGAAGAGUGCUGCAUCUAUUGCCUGCUUCCUGGCAGCCAAUGGGGCUGACCUCGGCAUUCGUAACAAAAAGGGUCAGUCCCCUCUCGAUCUCUGCCCUGAUCCAAGUCUCUGCAAAGCAUUGGCUAAAUGUCACAAAGAAAAAGUCAGUGGCCAGGUUGGUUCCCGAAGUCCAUCUAUGAUCAACAAUGAUUCUGAAACCUUAGAAGAAUGUAUGGUGUGUUCAGACAUGAAGAGGGAUACUCUGUUUGGCCCAUGUGGCCACAUUGCCACGUGUUCUUUGUGCUCACCACGAGUGAAAAAAUGCCUCAUCUGUAAAGAACAAGUUCAGUCUAGGACAAAGAUUGAAGAAUGCGUAGUAUGUUCAGACAAAAAGGCAGCGGUGCUCUUCCAGCCUUGUGGUCAUAUGUGUGCCUGUGAGAAUUGUGCAAGCUUGAUGAAGAAGUGUGUACAGUGUCGGGCAGUGGUUGAGCGAAGAGUGCCUUUCAUAAUGUGCUGCGGAGGGAAAGGUACAGAAGAUACCAGUGAUGAUAUUUCAAGUGGAAACAUUCCAGUUUUGCAGAAGGACAAAGACAACACUAAUGUCAAUGCGGAUGUACAGAAGCUGCAGCAACAGUUGCAAGACAUCAAGGAACAGACUAUGUGUCCUGUCUGUUUGGACCGCCUGAAGAACAUGAUCUUUCUGUGUGGCCAUGGAACAUGUCAGCUUUGUGGAGACCGAAUGAGCGAGUGCCCCAUAUGCCGCAAGGCAAUAGAACGGAGGAUCCUUUUGUAUUAAACAGGGGCCAGUGUCUUUACUAGGUUGUGAAAGAGUAAGGACAUGUUGAUGGUUUACACCUCUGUAAGUUUGAAAGGCAGUGAAGGGUUCUGGCGAAAACAUUUCUAAUACUGUAGCACAGGUUUGUUACAUAGAAAUUGUUUAAAGACUGUGAACACACCAAAUAAAAGAAACAGUAUUUGAACAGUCAGCUUGUAGCUUUACUCUUAAAAAACAUCUAAGCCUAAUGCUAAUUUAAAGCAGUCUUUUUUUCAUUUUGUUUCUGUCUUCUUCUUCCCCUUAAAGUUUAAAGGGACAAUCUUAUUUUGGUUUUGUUCAUGUGUAUCAUGUACGUAUCAGAUGUCAAGUGAUGUAAAGGAAUUUUUUUUUAUAUUGUCAGUUACUACCAAACAUAAAUAUUUAGGAUUUUUUUUUUUUGCUUUAUGCUUUUCUGGAGAGUGUCGACAUUUCCUGUGACAGUUCUGAUUCACAGUAAUUUCUGUCUUGAAAUACACAGUCAUUAAAAGUCAAUACAAAAUAUAUAGACAGUAGUCAUAAACAUACUGUGGCCAUAAGGUCACGCCUCAGAAUACAAAGUUAAUGUAGUUCUGACUUUAUCAUGCCCUUUGUUCCUGAGGAUGGGUUGUGUAGGAAACAGUAAAGAGAAAAAUCUGUUUUAGAAGCAUUAUGUUUCCAACCUGCACUUUAGUCUAACAGUUUCAAGCUAAGUACUUAAGUAGUGAGCUUCAUUAUUCUGCUAAUUACUUGACUUUGCAUGGAAUUUCUUUUAACUUGAGUGGAAAGGAGAACAUUUGAGCAGUGGGUCAGCUAUCCCUUUUAGAUGAGUGAAUUUGAUCUGUUGGGUAGACAACACAUACAUGCGGAGCCAUUUAAAAAUUGUGGGUCUGUGAAUUCGGAAAAAACAGAUUUUGCAAAAUUUCCUUCCUUUUAAGGUGAGUUUUAUUGUCUCCACACAAAGUGUCAACAGCAAAAGAGAAUAUUUAAUAUUGAUUAUUCAUCUAAGUGAGGAACUUAUCUGUGAGCAUUACUCAAUAAUACUGGAAGUGAAGAUAUUGCUGUCAGAACAGUGAAUUUUUGGAGCUGUGCCUAGUUGAGCUGAAUUUGGCUGAAAGAGUUUGUUGUCACUGAUGUGGUAGAGAGCUAUUCCUCCUGACCCCCAAAAUGGUACUGUUAGGGACGGCAAACUGUCAACAUUUUGAAAACAAAUGAAUCCUUUCAUCAUUUUUGGUGGUAGAAAAUACUCUGACUUAAGCAUCUCUUGUAGCUUAAAAGGAAUCUGUGCUUAAUCACCUAAGCGAUUCAACAGUUUUCUGAGCGCAUAGUUCAUGUAGCCCUUUGCCAUUGUGCAGACUUCCUUUGGACAUGCUCUUGCAGAACGUUAAAGAAAUCCAUGCUGGAGUCACUUAGGUGCCUUACUUGCAGCUAAGAUGAAUUAAUCAUUGAAUUCUCAUUGUAUAUGUCUAAAAUAUGGGCAAAAGGAUAGUUCAGGGAAAGAUCCAAGUAAGGAUAAAGAUAUAAUUGUGGUCUUUUCAGAUAAAUCAAUCUGUCUUCUGAAACUUACAUUGAUAUGCCUGAAGUGUGCAAAUGUUGGCAAAUAUCUCAGAAGACUGUUACUAAUAACCUGUAAAAACAGACAAACCUUUAAGCAAUAAGAUUUAAACACUGAAUAAAGUUUUCCAGGAAACAAGUACAGUGAUACAUUGGAAAAGUGUAUGUAGAAUGGCUUUUAACACCAUGAAGUAAUGUAAUAUACAGCCUUACAAAAGCUGUCUUUAAUCCUCAUCCAGCAUUCCAAAUGUUCCUCAUGAUUUUCAGUGUUUUUUCAUUAGACACAAUCACAGUCUGGAGUCACUGUAGUAGUCUGGUUUAUUUUGUAUACUACUGGUCAUCUGUUCUCAGAUAAUCUGCAUCUGUAUUCUUGACCAAAUGAAGCAGCCUUCCCUUUUUUUGAUUCUUAGUUCCUAUUCUAAAAUACCAGAAUUUUUCAAGGAGUUUUGGAAUAUUUUUGAUGUAAGACCUGUUUUCAGUUCAGCAUUUUGGUAUCUCCACUUAAACUCUGCGUGCAUCUGAGUGUUCAUGGCAAUUUUCAUUUGGCCAAUAUGCAUGUCACUAAGGUUUUUGGAUUUUUUGGGGGUUUUUGUUUUGUUUUGGUUUUUUUGGUAGCAUGUUUGACAGCUGAACUUCUAUAGUGGACUUGAGUUUCUUGUCAGGCUUCCCCUGGAAAUAUUUCUACAAUAGGAUGUGCCAUUUGAUAAUGUGUUCUGAGUUUUAACCUGUCAUGCAUCACAUUUGUACCUUGAUUUCCUCUGUCUCUGGCAGACAUAUUUUGUCCUCUUAAUUCUUCGAGGGCCCCUCUGCAAACUUGUCUGCACAGAUGCAGGGUGGAUCUCUUCUUGAUAAAACAACUCAGAACUGAACCUCUAUAUAACAAGUUUGCAUUUUCCUAAUCAUUUUUUGCUUGAACGAGUCAGAAUUACUUGAAAGUAUUCCAUCUUAGCAUGGGUUGAGUAAUUCAGCUGAGUUAGAACAGAUCUGAAGCAUCCUGGGUACCCUCAGUACUUGAAUACCAUCAUAGUUCUAUGGAAAUGGAGACAGUGACUGAAGGUAUUGCUGUAGGAGCGGCUUUAGUGUCCUGUGCUGCAAUCACAGCAGACGUAUGUGACUGCAUAGGAGUUUGUGUUUGGACUCAUUCAGCAAUGUUGUGUGCCAGUUGAAACUGAAGUAUAUCAGCUUGAUGCUAUUUCAGUGCCAAGAAAAACAACUGAAUUAGAAGAACUAGGAAAGCUGACCAAGAUACUUGAAUUAUUUAUUUAGGUCUCUUAUUGACAGGAGGAAGAGCUGUAUCUUGUCUGGAGAUGGCGAUACAGUUUGCCUUUCAAAAAAUUUAAUGAGGAAAAAUGCUUGCAAAUCUGAUAUCAUUUAUUUGAUACUCUCUCUUUGCAUUCAGAUGUAGAAGGUGAACUUGGUGUUGUUAAGGAACCCAGUAAGCUCAUUCACUUUAUUCUUUUGUUAUCUGUGCAAUGUGCACAGAGUGCAAAUGUUUAAUUGGAUAGCACUAUUUGAAGGAUGAGGAGUUCACUUGAAAGCCAAAGGGGAUCUUAACAAGUAGUAGAGUUAAGGAAAUAUCACCAUUCAUCUGUCUUCAGCAAAAGAUUAAAAGUCUAAAUUUCACCUGAGUAAAGUAAAAAUUAGAAAAAUCAGUAAGGCAUUUAUCUGUAAUUUAUUGAAAAUUGUAGAAUGUAAGGGUUGUAAGGUUUGUUAUAUCUAUUUCCCUGCAUUUAAUAGCAAUUUUAAAAUUAAAUUAAUUGAAAUAUCUUCAUUUGUUUCUUGAAACAACUAACAAGACACCUAACAACAUGUAUUGUUCAGUGUGAGGAAUGCUGAGAUGUUUAAGUAUACUUUUCCAUUCAUUAAGAGACAUAAACAGUCAUAUCACUCACUACACAGUAAUUUAAAGUGUAAAGGCAGCCUAAGAGGUUAACAGAAUAAACUUAAUAGUUGUAGAUUGUUGACUUUUCUAUAAUUACCUUUGACUUUUCUUUCCCCUCAAAACUUGUAUCAUCACAUUUGUGGCCCAAGCUUAUAUGGCACUUCUCAAAAUCUGGGCUGCUAUUACCUACUUUCCAUUUGUUGGAUUACUGUGUAUUUCUGUGUUGGGGUUUGGACAAAUCCCGUUUUCCUGAAGUGGAUAAUAGAAACUUCACUGGUGAGAUAGCAAACAGGUUACUUUGUAAAUGUCAAAGUUUGAUUAGAAGGUGGUGUUCUUAGCUUGGGCUGGGUGAGAAUAUAGCAGAUUUGCACAAGUACUUGUGCCUUGUUAGUAUAGUCUUACAAUUGGUAGUUUAGCUUCUUUUAAAGACGUGAAAUGGUCUUUUAAAAAUAAUUAAGUACUUAUUGUGUAGAUAUUUUCUAGAGAUGAAGGUUUAUGUAUGUGUAAUUAUCUUUAGCAGUAUUAACUGCAGUUAGUAUAAACACUAAAUUGUUUGAAGAAGCUGCUUUCAGCUAGUGAUCUGAGCUUCCUCUACAAAACUAAUUGUCAAAUUUAAUUUUACUCUUCCAGUAGCAGCUGGUGAACCGAAGAGCCUAUCCUGUUCUUUGUGCUGCAUGGGUCAAGUUUUCACUUAAUAAAACCAAACCCCAACAACACUACAGUCUAACCUUUAGCAGUGCUACCUCCUUUCUGUCAAAUCUUCUCUAGUUGUUUGUUGUCUUUGGGAAGGGACGGGGAACGCAUCAGUUUUCUUUUGCUUCAGUUUUGAUGUCUGAAUACAUUGCGGAGGUUUUUUUACUUUAUAAAAUUACUGUGUAAAUUGCUUACGAUAGCAGUGUGUGAUUUGCCACAAAGUACAUUGUAUACCUGUGCAAAAGUUGCUGGAAUUCAUACUGGUGUCUUUUUCUGCAUUUCAUAAUUUGUUUGUGUUGACAAAGCUAAACUGUUGUCUGCAGAAGCUUUAGUAUGUGCCAUUUUUAUAGCUAAGCCUGUGGUAAAUACGCAAGUUCUGACUCAGGGCUUUUUAACAACUUAAACACAUUCACAAUAUUCUUCAGCACAUCUUGGAGAAUACUAGAGAUUUAAUGACUGUACAGUGCCUUGAUAGAACUAUAGAAUGGGCAGCAGCCAUAGGGUCUUCACAGAAUGCAAGUAUCUUUUCAAUCCAGUUAAUGAGUUGACGUUAAUAUACUUUUGAUGCCCUUGCCAUGGAUUUAUAUACUUGUAUAUACUUUCUGUAAAGGAAAAUUGGCAAAUUUAGAUAUUGUUAAGCUUUCUGAAAGCUUUUAAUUGUUGCACUCGUCAUGAGGAUCUGAAGGGCAUAAUACUCAAAUUCACAGAAGCAGCUUUUGUGUCAAAGACAGCUGAGAAAAUUUUCUGUAUGUGGCGUUUUUAGUGUGAGGGAGAGGUUGUUGUAUAACAUGCAAAAGUACCUGCUUUACUCUGAUCUAGUAAAUCUUUUGUGAGAGAAAUAACCAACAAGUCAGUAUGUUUGCAUGCCGUUUCAUUGUUAGAAAACUUCUUGUCAUUUUGAGCUUCUAGGAAAUACUUAUUUUGUCCCAACAUUAGUGUCUUUAUGAAUGCAAACUAUUUAUGUUAGAAAACAGGUUUUUCUGAAUCACAACGGACAUUUUUGCUUUUGUUAAAACUAAGUUUGUAUUUUCUGUAAACUGUAGAUUUCGACAUGACUGUUUAUUGGAGAAAUUUAAGGUUGCCUGUGUGAAUGUAGUGUAUUUCUGUAUGCAGAUAGCAUUAUAUAAUUACUUACUUUAAAACUGCUUAGCAAGGUCUAAGCUUUUCAAAGGAAAUGCUGAUGUACUGUAUGGUUAGUAAAACUUGUCAUAUAAGAUGUAUACUGACUUUUUCAAGAGAUUUGAUUUAAAAGUACAGUUGGACUGAAUUACUGAUUUUUUGCACACAACAUUGGAAAAGGGGUGGUGGCUCAUUUGUCUUCCUCCUUCUUAGUUGUAGUGAUGUUAGAUGUCACCGUGGAAUUAGAAAAUUGUAUACCUGAAAAAAUAUUUACAAACUUGGUUACUUGUUGGCAUACAAUUUUUAAAAGUGCACCAGACUUUAUUGAGAAAUUUUGCAGUCCAAAGUUCUAAAACUGGUUCUUUUAUAAUAUGUUCCUGAAGAAGGAGUUUGUGGAAGCAUCAGAAGUAUUUCGUGCCUUUGAAUCUCCAAGGUACUCAAACAUUGUUAAAGCAGCACAGUAGAAGUUUGAAGGGUGGAUUAUGUUGUAACAGAAAGGUUGAUUUAAAAUUAUUUCUGGAUUAUGUGCAAAUUUUUCUGUAAAUAUGCAGUUCAUAGUACUGUUCUACUGACCAGAGUUGCUGUUAAGUAUAUGUUAGACUCUGUGUUUACUUGUAAUUGAAUGGCCUUUACAGAUCUGGCUACGUGAAUGUGAUUGUUAUGACAUCUCCUGCCAGAUACAGUAACUUCCAUAUUCUGAGACAACAGAUGCUGCAUCAUAGUUUGUACUUUUAGGAUUCAAUUUAAUGGAUGCAUUUGUUAAAAAAAAGUCUAUGUAAUCAAAGGCAACAAAACAAACCAGACUUACAUGGCUUAGUGUUUUUAUUUGUCCUAGUGUACAGGUGAAAAAAGGAACUGACAGAAUAAAAAGUUUGUUGCUCUCUUUC
Molecule: messenger RNA, 9433 nt
Organism: Poecile atricapillus (Black-capped chickadee)
Lineage: Eukaryota; Metazoa; Chordata; Aves; Passeriformes; Paridae
Gene: MIB1
Product: MIB E3 ubiquitin protein ligase 1
Exons: 21
Coding region: 284-3304 (1006 amino acids)
Biological process (GO): protein ubiquitination
Cellular component (GO): cytoplasm
Molecular function (GO): zinc ion binding; ubiquitin-protein transferase activity; protein binding
Source: RefSeq, a predicted model, not a curated record